Molecule: messenger RNA, 1119 nt
Organism: Adineta steineri
Lineage: Eukaryota; Metazoa; Rotifera; Eurotatoria; Adinetida; Adinetidae
Source: the annotation of a GenBank genome assembly
AUGUUAUAUACUUUUGUCUUUGUCUUCUUCAACGAUAGAAACGCAUCAGAACAACAACAGCAAAUUAACUCAACAACAACAGCAACAUGUAAUUUUACUGUAUGUAAUUCUCAACGACUAUCAUGUUCAUCGAAUGUUGACUGCGAUUGUUUUUCAUUAACAUCCAAUCCGAAUAUAGGAAUAUGUGCUUCAACUAUUUGCUCCUGUGCAAGUGUUGUACGAUGUAAUAUGGAUAAUGUAACUUGUUCAAUCGAGGGCACAAUCUGUGUGAAUAGUACACGAUGUGGUAAACCAAUAUGUUAUCCAUUAGCUUUGGCAAACAAACAAAUUUGUCCACCAAAGACUGUUACUACACAUAUAACAAGCACAACCAAAUCUACAACAAAGGAUGCAACAACAAUAACUGAAAAAUCGACAACAAAACCAGCAACAACAGGAUGGUUUUAUACUGGUAAUAUGACUAAUGCACGAGAAUAUCACACAGCAUCUUUAUUAUCAAAUGGAAAAGUAUUAGUUACUGGUGGAUUUAGUUAUACUGGUUAUUUACACAGUGCUGAACUGUAUGAUCCAUCAUCAGGCACUUGGACAACUACUGGUAACAUGAAUAAUACACGACAAUUUCACACAGCAUCUGUAUUAUUAAAUGGAAAAGUAUUAGUUAGUGGUGGAUUUGGUUAUACUGGUGCUUUAAAUAGUACUGAAUUGUAUGAUCCAUCAACAAGCACUUGGACGACUGCUAGUAACAUGACUAAUGCACGGUAUUAUCACACAGCAUCUACAUUAUCAAACGGGAAAAUAUUAGUUACUGGUGGAUACAAUAAUGGUAGUUAUUUCAAGAGUACUGAAUUGUACGAUCCAUCAACAGGUAUUUGGACAACUACUGGUAACAUGAAUAAAGAACGUACUUUUCAUACAGCAUCUGUAUUAUUGAAUGGACAAGUAUUAGUUACUGGGGGUGGACGCGGGGGUUUUAAUGGUGCUUCAAAUAGUGCUGAAUUGUAUAAUUCAUCAACAGGUAUUUGGGCAACCACUGGUAACAUGACUAAUGCACGAGAAUAUCAUACAGCAUCUGUAUUAUCAAAUGGAAAAGUAUUAGUUACUGGUGGAAUUGAUAAUAAU